Soboliphyme baturini is the source of this 561-nucleotide messenger RNA. Lineage: Eukaryota; Metazoa; Nematoda; Enoplea; Dioctophymatida; Soboliphymatidae. The record is from the annotation of a GenBank genome assembly.
AUGAUUUUCUGUCGUGUGCAAGUGAUCGUUUUGUUUGUCGUUCAGUUUGCAAAAGACUCACAAUCCUUUGAGGUUCCGAGUGAGGAAGAAUUUGAGGUUGAAUUAAGCCCUGGGAAAUACUUUCACACCGGCAACCAUAGGGAGGCUCUGGACUUCCGGAAAGCAAAGCUGGAUCGCCGAUUGAUCUACAUGGGCAAAAUCGCUGAUCCUUCAUCGACAGCCACCAUCUGUUUUGGUAAAGCUACUGAGGUGGUUCCGUGUGAUGGCUUUAAAAUCAGCAUUAACAUCAAGAACAACUCACAAAGUGUUCGAUACUUCAGCAAGAUCGACGGCGAGUUCAUUGAAAAACCAGUGGUAAAGAAGUUUGCAUUCGAACCAAAUCGUGUCUAUGUAUUCGUCGUCACGAUCACAGACAAAUCGGUAGUGGCUGUGGUCGAAGGCCAACCAUAUUUUGAUGAUCCGGAUUCGAACGCCUUGGAGGUCUUGAACAUAAUGAACGUAAUUAGCGUGCAAGGAUUUGAAAACGGUGUUUUUUAUGUGGAUAAAAUUGCUGCGAAAUAA